AUGGUGAUGAGGGCCUUUGUCCUGUUGGCUGUCUUUGCAGAAGCCUCUGCAAGAUCUUGCACUCCGAAUAAAGCAGAUGUCAUUCUUGUGUUUUGUUAUCCCAAAACCAUCAUCACCAAAAUCCCCGAGUGUCCUUACGGCUGGGAAGUGCAUCAGCUGGCGCUUGGCGGGCUGUGUUACAAUGGGGUCCAUGAAGGAGGUUACUAUCAAUUUGUGAUCCCAGAUUUGUCACCUAAAAACAAGUCCUAUUGUGGGACCCAGUCCGAGUACAAGCCCCCCAUCUAUCACUUCUACAGCCACAUCGUUUCCAAUGACAGCACAGUAAUCGUAAAGAACCAGCCCGUGAACUACUCCUUCUCCUGCACCUACCACUCCACCUACUUGGUGAACCAGGCUGCCUUUGACCAGAGAGUGGCCACUGUUCACGUGAAGAACGGGAGCAUGGGCACAUUUGAAAGCCAAUUGUCUCUCAACUUCUACACUAAUGCCAAGUUCUCCACUAAGAAGGAAGCCCCUUUUGUCCUGGAGACAUCUGAAAUCGGUUCAGAUCUGUUUGCGGGAGUAGAAGCCAAGGGGUUGAGCAUUAGGUUUAAAGUGGUUUUGAAUAGCUGCUGGGCCACACCAUCUGCUGAUUUCAUGUAUCCUUUGCAAUGGCAGCUGAUCAAUAAGGGCUGCCCCACAGAUGAAACAGUCCUUGUACAUGAGAAUGGGAAAGAUCACAGAGCCACCUUCCAAUUCAACGCUUUCCGGUUCCAGAACAUCCCCAAACUCUCCAAGGUUUGGUUACACUGUGAGACAUUCAUCUGUGACAGUGAGAAGCUCUCCUGCCCAGUGACUUGUGACAAACGGAAGCGACUCCUUCGGGACCAGACAGGGGGCGUCCUCGUAGUGGAGCUCUCCCUCCGUAGCAGGGGAUUCCCCAGUCUCUAUAGCUUUUCAGACGUCCUCUAUCACCUCAUCGUGAUGCUGGGGAUUUGUGCCGUGUUGUAGGGGAUCGCCAGGCAGGCAGUGGCAUCUCCUCCACCCAACAUCAUCUCCUGUGUCGAUGACAAACUCCCAUUUAUUGUGCUGCCAACAAGAACAAACAGAAGAACAUACCGUUGAGGAGCGGAGAAUAGCACUUUGCCAAUUACGUGUUCCAAUGAUUUUUGCGCCUUUCGGUGAUUGUCUUUGGUGCCCUCCUUCCUCUUGUGACUUCCUGUGGCUCUGAGAUCCUACAGUC
This is a messenger RNA of Prionailurus viverrinus (fishing cat), 1222 nucleotides long. It is a transcript of the gene TECTB, whose product is annotated as tectorin beta. The record is from RefSeq and is a predicted model, not a curated record. The transcript has 10 exons. NCBI's taxonomy places the organism in Eukaryota, Metazoa, Chordata, Mammalia, Carnivora, Felidae. Gene Ontology annotation, cellular component: cell surface. The coding region runs from base 1 to 990 and encodes 329 amino acids.